Molecule: messenger RNA, 2124 nt
Organism: Aspergillus nidulans FGSC A4
Lineage: Eukaryota; Fungi; Ascomycota; Eurotiomycetes; Eurotiales; Aspergillaceae
Product: mitochondrial distribution and morphology protein
Exons: 4
Coding region: 1-2124 (707 amino acids)
Biological process (GO): mitochondrion organization; mitochondrion inheritance
Cellular component (GO): mitochondrial inner membrane; mitochondrion
Source: RefSeq, a predicted model, not a curated record
AUGUCUGGUAUCUUCGGACGCAAGCUGUACACCACCUUCUGGAAAACGGCAAGUCCGUUCCUAGGACGAGGGUUGCGUGUGACUCGCGCUGAAAAUCUCUCCCAUACGGCAUCCCAAAUUGAUUCUCUCUACAAAUCAAUCCUUAAGCAAUAUGCUAAAAAGCUUCCAACGGCGCCUCCCCGCAAGACGAACCAGAUUACGCGGCGGUUUGCAUCCGGAAGCUGCCUUAUCCUCGGUGUCUCGCCCAGUUCCACUGUAGUAGAAACUGGCACAACCUGUGCGGUCAGCUCGGAAAAGAUUAUUUCACAUAGGUUAUCUCCGUUCAACAGAUGGUUCCCACACGUCCUCUCUCGCAAUGUACAAACCCGAGGAUUCCAGACGAACAAGGACGAUGUUUCGCGAGCAGGUGCACGAACAGACGCCGCUGAUCGAGCUGGCGUGAAAAAUGUUGAAACCGAAGGUAAACAUCAGAAAUCAGAGGAACAAUCGUUUCGACCAGGGGAGAAGCACGAACCCGCUCCUCCAAACCGUCCCCUAAUCCACCGUCUACCACACAUGCCACACCUCCAUCGCCCAACGAAAGAAGAAUUGUUGGCCGCUGCAACCGGCUUCUGGUCAAGGCUGAAGGUUCGGUUUAAGUGGUUCUCUAUCCGAAGCGUCCGGCCUUUUAAUCUUGACGAGAUUGCUGCGCUUUUCUCCUGGGUCAUACUUGGUCAUAUUGUCUGGAUCGUUCUGGGAACGACUACGUUUUUUUCUUUGCUUAUCUUAGCGAUUAAUACCGUGUUCGCGCAAGAAACUCUGGCUGGCUGGAUUGGUAACUACCUUACUAAAUCAUCUGGUGUAAAGGUGGUGUUUGAAUCUGCUAUCGUCCCUAAAUGGAGAGAUGGCGUCAUUACUUUCAAGAAUGUCUUUGUAUCGAGGCGACCGGGUCAAGGGACAGGCCAUGUCAGUAAAGGCUCAUCAAAGACUGCAGCUGCCGCUGCCGCCGCUGCACAUCUGGGUGAUCAAUCCGGGGCCGACUUAUUAGAGCAGCGCAUUUCGUCCGAGGAAGAGGAGGAUACUAAUUACACGCAAUUCGACCUUUCAAUAGAAACAGUCAACGUAACACUAUCAUUUGGCAGGUGGAUCAACGGCAAAGGACUCCUUCGCGACGUUGAGGUGAAAGGGGUGCGCGGAGUGGUUGAUCGCAGAUCGGUGUUUUGGCCUGAUGAACCUCGCGAUCCUAAAUCAUAUCGGCACGAGCAUAAUCCCGGGGACUUCGAAAUCGACUCCUUCAAAAUGAGCGACUUGCUUGUGACCGUAUACCAGCCCAAUAACUUUAGACCAUUCUCGUUGAGGAAACAGUGGCUCUUCUACGACUUUCUAUCGGCCAAUAUGAUGUCCGGAUCCUUUGACAACUCUUUAUUUACUAUUCAUCCUCGCCAAACUCAUAGCUUCACUGGCGCGCAACUUGGCAAUGAGGCAGAAGAGGACGGCAAACCGACCCCUUGGAAGAAACACAGCAGGAUUCGCAUUGAUGGAUUGAAUAUUGAUCAUCUCAACCGUGGGGUGCAGGGUCCAUUUGGAUGGAUUCAUGAAGGCACCGUGGACAUUGUUGCCGAUAUCAUGUUCCCCGCGGACAACGAUGAAAGUAUUGCAAAGGUAAUGGCCGAUCUUUACGAUCGAUUGGAAGCGACAGUCACCUCGAAUCGAUACACAGAGGAUUCAAAUUUCCACGAUUUGACGCAUAUCGACGAGAGCAAGUCCAGCGACUCCAGGCGUUUCUUAGUUACAGACCUCCGACUCCACCUUAACAAUGUGAGGGCAGUUGUUCCUUUAUUCACACGAGAUCUCUCUUACAUCAACAAUGCCUUAAUAAGACCCAUUGUCGCGUACAUAAAUUCGCGGCGCACUUUCAUCCCUGUCAACUGUCGCCUGGUGAAACGGGCGGCAGAUUUCGACGGCAGCUGGACUAUCUAUGACAGCGGCCUCAUGGAUGAUCUCUCGGCAGCUGUAUACGAUGCGUUUGCUCGUGAUGUCGUUGAUGAACAAGCACGUAAGCGACGCUUUAAGAAAGUUGGAUUUUGGUCGCUUCAGUUGGCUGCCCAGGCUAUCUUCAUGGGAAUGGCUGGGAAUAUAGCCUAA